Molecule: messenger RNA, 333 nt
Organism: Neurospora tetraspora
Lineage: Eukaryota; Fungi; Ascomycota; Sordariomycetes; Sordariales; Sordariaceae
Exons: 1
Coding region: 1-333 (110 amino acids)
Source: RefSeq, a predicted model, not a curated record
AUGUGCUACUUCGAGCAAACCCUCUGGUCCUGCGGCUACUGGAAGUGGGGAAACUUCCGCCAGCAGUGCAACAAGGAGUACCGCACAGGCGAGACGUGCGGGCUCAAGCUCGUCUACGAGACCAACUUCAUUCCUUCUCCUUGCAAGAUUUGCGAGCAAAUCACCAAGAAGGAUCGAAGAGUACGCAAGAUGGCAGAGGAUAUUGCCCGUUGGCGACGCGAGGGGAAUCGCAUGGCCACCAUAGAAAAGACGGAGCAGGAUAUUGCGGGGGUGCGAAGCCAGAUUCAAGACUUGUGGAGGGGGCAUGAGGAGAAGCAGAGGAGUAUUUGUUGA